Molecule: messenger RNA, 1161 nt
Organism: Ylistrum balloti
Lineage: Eukaryota; Metazoa; Mollusca; Bivalvia; Pectinida; Pectinidae
Product: trissin receptor-like
Exons: 5
Coding region: 1-1161 (386 amino acids)
Biological process (GO): neuropeptide signaling pathway
Cellular component (GO): membrane
Molecular function (GO): neuropeptide receptor activity
Source: RefSeq, a predicted model, not a curated record
AUGAAUCUUGCGGGCAUUCCCAACAGAACAUGCGUUCCUGGGGACCCCGUCCAACCGCCUCCGUUUCUGCUUUCUACGCUGAAGUAUGUUGACGCUCCCCCUCUUCCUGUCAAGCCCACCUGGGAAAUAACUCUAAAGAUACUGUUUUAUGUCCUGUCAUUUGUGGUGGACGUGGUGGGCAAUGUUAUAGUGGUCAUAAUCAUAUAUCUGAACAAACGGAUGAGGUCCACCACAAACAUCCUCAUCCUCAACCUCGCCAUCUCCGACAUAAUGGUAGGGCUUUUCUGCAUGUGGGUCCAUCUAGGUAACCAGAUCAGCGCUAACUGGCCAUUCGGACCCUUUAUCUGUAAAGCCAGCACCUUCACACAAGUUUUUGCCGUUACCUCGAGUGUGCUUACACUGACUGUAAUUUCCAUAGAGCGGUUCUUCGCCAUAGUGUUCCCAUUGAGGGGUAAGAUGACGCAGUGUGUUAUGGGGGUCUCCAUAGCUGUGUCCUGGCUUGUCUCUGCUGCUAUCGCAGCACCACAAUUGUUCGUGCGGAAGGUCAUCACGUACAACUUUAGGAAUAGGGAUGAAGUUUUCUGUACGGAAAUUUGGCCCAAGUUUUAUAAGAACUCCGCGUGCGUUUCGCACGAGCCGGGAAAGAUUAUCUACUACACAAUUGAGGGAAUAGUUAUGUACGUGAUCCCCGUCAUUAUUAUGAUUGGCGCAUACAGCGUCAUUGCGCUCAAACUUUUGCUGAGGAAGGCGCCUGGUAACAGUGUGCGCUCAACCUCGUCUACACAGGACAGGACGCGCAAAAAGGUAAUCAAGAUGUUGGUUGUCGUGCUGGUGGUAUUUGUGUUGUGCUGGACACCGCAGCAAUACUUUCUUCUGUGGGAAGUGUUUAGGUCCCACACCACGAAGACGUCGAAGUAUGUGCCGACCAUCAAGUACAUAGCAGUUUAUUUCGCCUAUCUGAAUAGUGCGAUCAAUCCGAUUCUUUACGCAGGCUUCAACGAGAACUUCCGGCGGGGAUUUACGGAGGCUUUUAAAUGUAGUUUGUGGCGAAAGAGGAACCAAGUGACUCCAGGACCAGCCGGGCGUUCUGUUGUUACCGCAUUUGAUGGGUCUAAGGCUGGUGACAGUAGCGCAGGGAUGACCCAAAACAGCCAUGCCUAG